Messenger RNA from Morus notabilis, 2277 nucleotides. RefSeq names its product O-fucosyltransferase 7. Bases 284 to 1885 code for a protein of 533 amino acids. NCBI's taxonomy places the organism in Eukaryota, Viridiplantae, Streptophyta, Magnoliopsida, Rosales, Moraceae. Gene Ontology annotation, cellular component: cytoplasm. The transcript has 12 exons. The record is from RefSeq and is a predicted model, not a curated record.
ACUGACCCAAAAGCAAAGCGGCAAAAACCACAAGAGAGAGGAGAAAGAUCCAAAAACUAAACAGCCGACUACUUCGUCCAACAAACACACUAUUUUUUCGGAGAGAGAAAAUUAAAAAAAAGUGAUUGGGAGAGAUACAGAGAGAGAGAGAGAGAGAGUUUUUGAAUCGCAUUGCGUGCCCUUUGCAUUCCGCGUAAAUCGUAAUGGCUCUCGAAACGUUGUUAGCUCUGUGAUUUCGGCUGUUUGGAUUGCGAGAAUCUCAGAAAGAAAGUGAAAGAGAAAGAUGCAAAAAAAGAGGUGGCGACCAUUGGUGGUGCUGAGGAAGGUGCUAACGUGCGCCAUAUGUUCGAUAGCGCUGGUCGCUCUCUUCUCAGUCCACGUUCCCGCUUUCCCUUCCUCUAAGGUUCCCAAGUUCUCUGACCCUUUCAAGCUUCCCACGCAACAUGAAAUUAAAUACCAGAGGUUGAGCGCCGAGCGGAGCUGGACUCAGGAGCUCGCUCCGCCCCAUUCCAAAUCUCCUCUGCCCUCUCGCAAGUUGGAUAGCGCGGGCGGGAUUUUGGAUUUGGAGAAGCUGUGGAAACCUCCGUCGAACCGCGAUUUCAUACCUUGUGCAGAGCCUGGUCUUAAUUAUACGCCUCCAGCUGAGUCGCGAGGUUACCUUCUGGUUCAUACGAAUGGUGGGCUCAAUCAGAUGCGCGCUGGGAUAUGUGACAUGGUUGCUGUAGCCCGUAUUAUAAAUGCUACUCUUGUAAUCCCAGAGCUUGAUAAACGGUCAUUUUGGCAAGACUCCAGCAAUUUUUCAGAUGUUUUUGAUGAGGAUCAUUUUAUUAAAGCUCUAGCUAAUGAUGUAAAAGUCAUAAAAAAGCUUCCUAAGGAACUGGCUAAUGCUACAAGGGCAGUGAAGCACUUUAGAAGCUGGUCUGGUAUGGAAUACUAUGAGGAUGAGAUAGCUAGCAUGUGGGAAGAUUAUCAAGUUAUUCGAGCUGCCAAGUCUGAUUCUCGCUUAGCAAACAACAACCUGCCCCCAGAUAUACAGAAGCUACGUUGCCGUGGUUGUUAUGAAGCUCUCCGUUUUGCACCUCGAAUUGAAGCAAUGGGAAAAUUGUUAGUGGAGCGGAUGAGGUCUUAUGGCCCUUAUAUCGCUCUGCAUUUACGUUAUGAGAAGGAUAUGCUUGCCUUUAGUGGAUGCACACAUGAUUUAUCUGCAGAUGAAGCUGAUGAACUUAGGAUGAUCAGAGAGACUACUCCAUAUUGGAAAGUUAAGGAUAUUGAUUCCAGAGAACAGAGGUCCAAAGGGUUUUGUCCCUUAACACCAAAGGAGGUUGGGAUAUUUCUCACCGGUCUUGGAUAUCCAUCAAACACUCCCAUAUACAUUGCUGCUGGAGAGAUUUAUGGAGGUGAUUCUCGCAUGGCAGAUCUGCAGUCCCGCUUUCCCUUAUUGAUGAGCAAGGAAAAAUUAGCUUCUGUCGAGGAGCUUGAACCUUUCAGAAAUCAUGCAUCUCAAAUGGCUGCGCUUGAUUACAUAGUCUCAGUUGAAAGUGAUGUAUUUAUUCCUUCAUACUCGGGAAACAUGGCUCGGGCAGUUGAAGGUCAUCGACGAUUUCUGGGACACAGGAAAACAAUAUCUCCAGACAGGAAAGCUCUUGUUCGUCUAUUUGACAAACUUGAGCAGGGAACAAUGAGCGAAGGCAAAAGUUUAUCAUACAGAAUCAGUGAAAUUCACAGGAGACGGCAAGGCUCACCACGGAAGAGAAAAGGUCCCAUCUCGGGAACAAAGGGCAUGGAUAGGUUCCGCUCGGAAGAAGCGUUUUAUGUAAACCCUUUACCUGAUUGCUUAUGUCGGAAAGAAUUACCGAGUGCAAAUGUCUCUUUGGUAAUGAGGUAGAAGAAGAUCAGACAAUGCAGAACGAUUCUCACCAUAGAGAUCCCAUGCUGCCAGGUGGCAGCGCAUUUCAUUCCUAUAACAAUUUAUCCGUACGUUACAAGCUGAUGUUGCUGCUAUAGUCCUAGGGGACUCGGAAUGUGUAUAUUCUUUGAGCUUAGGCUGGGUUGGGGGGCAUUAGUCAGUACAGAAGAUUUUAGGUGAAAAGGACAAUGCAUUGGAGUGCAGGAAAAGGCUGGGGAAAGGAUAACCAAAAGAAAGAAUAGUGUAUUAAUUUUAGAAUGCAAAACAUAAAUAAAAAUGUAAAUUUUUGACUCAUCUCGGCCUCUGGGCGCCUCACUACACAGGCCGGGGGUUUUUAUACAAUGUUUUUCUUUCUUUUUUUUCAUUUUUGA